Molecule: messenger RNA, 2742 nt
Organism: Zingiber officinale
Lineage: Eukaryota; Viridiplantae; Streptophyta; Magnoliopsida; Zingiberales; Zingiberaceae
Product: G-type lectin S-receptor-like serine/threonine-protein kinase At4g27290
Exons: 6
Coding region: 33-2513 (826 amino acids)
Biological process (GO): recognition of pollen; protein phosphorylation
Molecular function (GO): ATP binding; protein serine/threonine kinase activity
Source: RefSeq, a predicted model, not a curated record
GAAGCUACAAAAAAAACAGCUUUCAGAACCAGAUGGAGAAAGAGAAGCAGUCUCUGCUCAUCCACACGAUCUUCCUCCUUUUGCUUGUAGAUCCAAUCCUUUGUGAUUCAAAUGACAGACUAACUCCCGGUCAAUUCAUGCCUUCCAAUGGCACCUUGAUCUCAGACGGCGGCGCCUUCGUUCUGGGCUUCUUCUCCCCGAAGACGACCACCGGCAGCAGCGACCUCUAUCUUGGUAUCUGGUACAACCUCCCUCAGAGGACCGUCAUAUGGGUCGCCAACAGAGAUAAACCAAUCGGCGUCCCGUCCGCGACUCUCCGCUUCUCCAACGACGGCGACCUGCUCGUCGUCGAUUCCGAAGGAAGCACCUCCUGGUCGUCGAAUUCGUCAGGGAAUGGAACAGUGGCGCUGCUGCUGAACACAGGAAAUCUGGUGCUCAGAGACGACGACAACAAGGUCGUAUGGCAAAGCUUUGAUCAUCCGACAGACACCCUUAUGCCGGGCAUGAAUCUUCGGUUCAGGUUCGGAGAUCGCUCCAGCACUCUCUUCACCUCUUGGAAGGAUGCAGAUGACCCCUCUCCGGGGAACUUCACCUGCAGGAUCGAUGCAGACCCUUUUCUUCAGCUCAUAACACGGAGAGGUUCAGAGAUCUACAUCAGGAGCCAAGUGUGGGGAAGUAGUUUAUUCACCACCUCUCUCGGACUAGGCUCCAACUCUGUGCUAUACUUGACAACGACACCCACUGUAGACGGACUUCUACUCAAACUAGCUCUAUCAGAUUCAUCACCCUACACUAGGUACACACUGAACCAUGCUGGGCAGCUGCAACUCCUGAGUUGGAACUCCGAAUCGAAAUUUUGGCAAAUCAUUACGUCCACGCCAACCAGCUGCCAAGUCUAUGGAUUCUGUGGCCAAUUUGCAUAUUGCGAUGACAAUGAAACAGUGCCCGUUUGCAGGUGUUUGGAAGGAUUCGAGCCUAAGUUGAAGAGAGCCUGGGAAGGUGGCAAUUAUUCGGAUGGUUGUUCGAGAACGAGAGCUUUGGGAUGCGGAGAGGGGUAUGACUUCCUCCAAGUGACAAGGAUGAAGUUGCCAGACAAGUUCAUGUUUUUGAGGAGCAAGAACAUGAGUGAGUGUAGGUCUGAGUGCAUGGAAAAUUGUUCAUGUACUGCUUACGCUUAUAACAAUUUCGAUGUGGGGAACAGGACGAUCCAAAGGUGUUUGGUUUGGAUGGAAAACAUGAUCGAUGCAGAGGUAUACAGAAGCAGGGGACAAGACUUGUAUUUGAAGCUUAUGAAGUUGAAUUCAGGUACACCCGGUGGCAAGAGCAAUAAAAAGAAGAUAGUCAUUGUGGUAUCAGUUUUGGCAGCAAUUUUUUCCUUGGCUUGUGUCUUUGCUUCAUGGAAGUUCUAUGAGAAAACAACACUAAGUGAUUCGAGUUUGAGUCAUAUCUUUCAGAACCAUUUGUCUGAUUCUAAAGAAUUUAUAGAAGGGGAGACAAGUGAAGCUCCAGAACUGCCAUUGAUUAAGUUUGAAAGCCUGGUUCUCGCUACAGACAAUUUCUCUCAUUCAAAUAAGCUCGGACAAGGAGGCUUUGGUAUAGUUUACAAGGGCAUGCUUCCUGGAGGACAUGAGAUUGCAAUUAAAAGACUCAUGAAAGGAUCAGGACAAGGAUUAGUAGAGUUUAAAAAUGAGGUCGUUUUGAUUGCUAAGCUGCAGCAUAAGAACUUAGUCAGGCUACUUGGUUACUGCAUUCAUGGAGAAGAGCAAUUACUAGCUUAUGAAUACAUGCCCAACAAAAGCUUGGACCUCUUCCUGUUUGAUCCGACGCAAAAAACUAAGCUCGAUUGGGGGAAGAGAUUCAACAUAAUCAAAGGAAUCGCAAGAGCACUUAUGUAUCUUCACCAAGAUUCAAGGUUACGGAUUAUUCAUCGUGACCUUAAGGUCAGCAACAUUUUGCUCGAUAAGGACAUGAACCCCAAGAUAUCUGACUUUGGCAUGGCGAGGAUAUUUGGAGGAAACCAGAAUGAAGCGAACACAAAUAGAGUGGUUGGAACUUAUGGAUAUAUGUCGCCGGAGUAUGCAAUGCAAGGACACUUUUCAGUGAAAUCCGAUGUCUACAGCUUCGGAGUAUUGCUUCUGGAGAUUGUGAGUGGCAUGCGGAUUAGUAGCUUUCAUCUUGUCACGGACUUCCCCAAUCUCCUCGCUUAUGCAUGGCAACUAUGGAAUGAAGGCAACACAAGGGACUUCAUAGAUCCUUCCAUCGUGCACUCAUGUUGUCCAACUGAAGCAUUAAGGAGCAUCCAUGUGGGUCUCCUAUGCGUACAGGAUGACCAGAGUGAUCGAUCAGCCAUGUCGUCGGUUGUUUUCAUGCUGGAAAAUGAAUCCACAAUCUCUUCUAAACCAAAAGAGCCAACAUUUUCUACCAAAAGAAGCAUUAAUCUUGACAGAGAUGAUCCAUCAGCUGAAAACUUGGAGAUUUGCAGUAUGACCAUCACAACUUUAGAAGGCCGCUAGAGUGCAAACUCAUCGUCGUCCUCGAACUGUGUUCGUCGCAGAUAUUUGAAGUCGACUACUUGGAUUUUAACUUUGAUGUUCCUUUUCAAAUUCCAGUAGUAGAGACUGCACGUUUCUUUUGUUAUAUAAGUACAUUAACUGUACUUGCUUAUAUCUGAUUUCAAUUGUGAUUGGUAGAGAUCAAAUUUAAUGUGAUUUAGAAGCAAAGCUAAUUCGUCACAAUCUCUAU